This is a messenger RNA of Brassica napus (rape), 906 nucleotides long. RefSeq names its product glutathione S-transferase T2-like. The transcript is spliced from 4 exons. Lineage: Eukaryota; Viridiplantae; Streptophyta; Magnoliopsida; Brassicales; Brassicaceae. Bases 1 to 906 code for a protein of 301 amino acids. The record is from RefSeq and is a predicted model, not a curated record.
AUGUGGAUGAUGGAGAUUGCCACGUUUGGAAAUGGUGGGAUGGACGAGAUGAGGGACUUUCAGACACAACUUAGACAGCUUAAGGAUCAAGGUAAUGAGAGUGAGAAGAAGCUGGUGCUGCUAGAGAAGACUGAAGAGCUUCAAAGGCUUCAAACGAGAGUGUCUUACCUCACGAGUGUCUGUAAUAAUAAGAGUGACACAGAGCAUUCUCUAACCAUGGCUAACACGUCUGGUUAUGUAAACCUACUAAAUAGUCAAACUCCAAUUGACCUUGAUUCACCCGAACCUUUUUGGUUCGGUAGCCAAGGUCCUGAUGAGUCUGGUGUCAAGGAGAGGAGGAAAUGGUCUCCCAAAGAGGAUAAAAUCCUUAUUGGUGCUUGGCUUAACACCAGUAAAGACCAUGUGUGCAAGCAGAGGUGGGCAAAGAUUAACGAGCAAGUCUGCAAGUUUGUUGGAUGCUAUGAUGCGGCUCUGAGGGAGCAGAGAAGUGGUCAAAAUGAUGAUGAUGUGAUGAAAGCUGCCAUAGACAUAUUCCACAAUGAUUACGACUCCAAGUUCACCCUGGAUCAUGCCUGGAGGGAGCUGAGGCAUGACCAGAAAUGGUGCUCCACCUAUCUAGCUAAGAACGGUGGGAAGGAAAAGCGCAAACAAGUCCAGUUGGAGGUUGAUAGAGAAGAGGAAGUGGGAGAACCAGAGAAUAGACCUGUUGGGGUCAAGGCUGCUAAAGCUGUUAGUAAGAAGAAGAAGAGUGGUAGAGAAGAGGAUUUGUCAAAGUUACAGGGCGUGUUGGAAGUGAAAGAAAAAAUCCCUAGACAUAAAUUGCUUGAUCGUUUACUCGCGAUAAAAGAGCCACUCUCUGAGAUGGAAACAUCUCUUAAACUCAAACUAAUGUCUGAGAUGUUAUGA